Apis dorsata (giant honeybee) is the source of this 2173-nucleotide messenger RNA. RefSeq names its product PTB domain-containing engulfment adapter protein 1-like. Bases 278 to 1657 code for a protein of 459 amino acids. The transcript has 9 exons. The record is from RefSeq and is a predicted model, not a curated record. Lineage: Eukaryota; Metazoa; Arthropoda; Insecta; Hymenoptera; Apidae.
ACUUCAUUCGGUUUCAUUCGGUUAAUCAACGUGCGCGCCGAGCAGUCCACCAUGAGCCGUUGAGCGGUUCGCGUUUUUUCAGUGUUUUUAUUUCUUCCUUUUCUCUUUAAUAUCUCCCUUUUGCUCGUGGACUCAUCGCUGUUCCCUGUUACUCAUUUGCGAAUCGAUCUCAAUCGUGGGCAUGUGUUGCGUGCAAUCCGUCUAAUUUUUCUGGAUAUACGUGAUAAACAGAACGUUAGGGUGCCGGUGAAUAGGAACAUAUUAAAAAGCCGACAAUAUGAGAAACUCAACGUUAUUGAAAUGGGCACAGAAUUCAGCGAAUAGUAAAAAUCAAACGAGCAAAAAUGGAACGAAUAGGAACUGGAUACACCCACCAGAUGCACUCCAAAAAGGUCAUAUCGCCUACUUAGUCAAGUAUUUGGGCAGCACAGAAGUGGAUCAACCCAAAGGUAUUGAAGUUGUUAAAGAAGCCAUUUGUAAAUUGAAAUUUAAUCAACAAUUAAGGAAAAGUGAAGGUACGAAGACUCCAAAAGUGGAACUCACUAUAAGCAUUGAUGGAGUUGCCAUUCAAGAACCUAAAACGAAAACUUCGUCAAAACGGAUUAUGCACCAAUAUCCACUGCAUAGAAUAUCAUACUGUGCUGAUGAUAAGGGCGAAAAAAAAUUCUUCAGCUUUAUCGCAAAAGAAGAAGGUGCCGAGAGACAUACAUGUUUCGUCUUUGUUAGCGAUAAAUUAGCUGAAGAGAUCACGUUGACAAUUGGUCAAGCAUUUGAUUUAGCUUAUAGGCGAUUCUUAGAAACAUCUGGAAAAGAUUUAGAAACACAAAGGCGUUGCAUGAUAUUACAACAAAAAAUAAAACGAUUAGAACAUGAAAAUAAUGUAUAUCGUCAGCGGUUACAAGACAUAGCUGCUAUUAAAGGAUCGGCUGACGUGUCAGCAUAUUUGUCACAACACAAUCUUCCGGAUAUCCUGCACGUGCCUGGGACUACAAAUGAAACAGUGCAAGUAAAUGGAUUGGGAAAUAAAUCUUCUCUUGGUUUAAAUAAUGAUAGCAAUGGAAAUACUUCCAAUGGCUCUCAACAACCACCUCCAGUUCCUCCAAGAAGUUUUGAAAAAACGUUUGACGAUAAUUUUAUGGGAAAUGAACCUACCCCUACACCAUCAGUUGGUACCAAAUUGGAAGGACUUUUGAUGGAUGAAUUUGAGGAAGAUUUUAAUCCUAGAGCAUAUGAAAGUGCGAUCAAUGGCUUGGCGAAUCAUCAAACGAAUCAUAAUAAUCUUCUAAAUAGUCAAGUAUCUUCGAAUUCCAAUUUUUUCUCACAAAGCAAUGGUACUACAAGUCCUCCACCAUUAUUGGCUCCACCACCAAAAGCAAAGGAUUCAAGACGUCAAAAUGGAGUAAAAGAAGAUUUAUUUGGUAGCAUUCCUUUCAAUCCCACACCACCCGUAAAUACAAAAAGUGAAUUCAAUGAUCCAUUUGAAAUGGGUGAAUUUGGAGCUACAACAACUAUUUCUAAUCCUAGCCAACAAGAAUUAGAAAAUGCGAUUGGUCUUUUAGAUAAGAAAUUACUCGAAAUGAAGGAUGGUUUUAGUAGGGGCUUAUCAAUUGAUACUGACGAUUUCUCGUUGGAAAGUUUGGAUCCACUGCGAAAUUAAAUUAAAUGUUUUUUUUUAAAGAAAAAGGCAAUUAUCAUUAUUAUAUGUAUAUUGAAAAGUAUAAAAGUCAAAAAAAUGAAUAGGCAAAUUACAUAUAUUAUAACAAAUUACAAAAAUAUACAUUUAUGGAAAACCAAAAUUAAAAUUAGUCAAUUACGUAUUAUUAUAAUUAUGCUAAUUGUAUAUUUAUCAUGAUAUUUGAUAUUUAUGAUAUGCCUAUUGAACGUUGAUAAUUUUGGUUUGAAUAUCAGGAGACUUUCAAAUAUUAAAAGUAUAAGAAAACAAAUGGUAUUGAUAUUUAUAUAAUGUAUCUUUAUUAAUAUCAUUUGUUUUUUUUUUUUUUUGUAAAAAUUUGAAUUAUUAUAACAUCUUAAGAAUAUAAUAAUACGAGAAUUUCUUAUUGCAAUUUAUCAUAAAUCAAAUGACAAAUUUUCAUAUCAAAUGUUUUUUCUUCUUUCCACAUUUAUAAAUGAAUAAAUCAACUAUUGUGCCUUUCAUUAGUAUUUAAUGGGCUAA